Physcomitrium patens is the source of this 2574-nucleotide messenger RNA. RefSeq lists its product as uncharacterized. NCBI's taxonomy places the organism in Eukaryota, Viridiplantae, Streptophyta, Bryopsida, Funariales, Funariaceae. The record is from RefSeq and is a predicted model, not a curated record.
ACAGACCAUAUUCGUUCUCUUAUCGGGGAAUUAGGGUUUAUGAGCUUCCAUUGCCAGCUCUCCUUCUCCGCUUCGUCUUGUUCCUCGCAUGCUUGGCUAGGUUCACUCACCUUGUGGUGAUGUUCGUAGCGUAGAGGGAUCAAAGCAGGGUUGUGAAAAGUUGCAGCUGUGUGUAGAUGGCGUCGAAUAUGGAGCUUUGAGGUUCCUAUUUCGUUGCAGUGUGGCGGCUGGGGUGUUUCAUCGGAGGCGGAUAGGGGGUGCGGCGGCUGAAGUGUGGCGUGGCGUCUAGAUGUCGGGAGCAAUGGCGCUGGAGGGAGCUCACGCUGACGAGGGGUAUGCUAACAUCGGCGGACCUAAGGAUGGGCCCGUAUUGACGAUGAUGAGCAAGAGGUUGCGCGCGUUGAAAAAGAAGUAUAACAGGAUCUUGCAGAUAGAGGAGAACAAGAGGCAGGGGAAGACCGUGAACAAGGAGCAGGAGGAUGUGCUUAAGACGAAAAUAGCCAUCGCAGCCUUGAUUGAUGAGUACGAGAAAUUGCGGCAACCAUUGAUCAGUGCGGUCAAGGAGGAGGUGGCGGAGCGGGAGAAAGAGCUUUUGGCUGCUACGUUGGAGCGGAAGCAGGAGGAGGAGAGUGUGUGCGAAGGUGAGCACGAGUCUGCGGCUGCGGGCAAUGUGGAUUCUGAACCUCGCACGGAGGCCGGGAACUGUGUGGGUGAGGAGGCGGAAAAGCCCGUGGAGGCUCAUGGGAGUGGAAGCGGGAUUGGCACUUCUGACGAAGCCCACGAAGCUCACCCUUCUGCUACUCAGAGUCAGGAUGUUACUGACAGCGAAAAGGAGAAGCUUACAGAGGUGGAGAAGGAGAGCUUCGUGAGGGUGAGUGAAAGUGUCGUCCCUGAGAAUGUGUUCUCAGAGGGGGACGUUUCAGACCUGUUGAAGCUUCUGUAUUUUUCACAUCUGUUUGAUGUGAGAUCGCAAGGUGAGGCGCCUUCUCUGAUGUGGACAAGGGUACAUGAAAGGAGCUCUUGCCUAUCGUACGAUUUUGUUACGGAUGACUCAACCACGCCCCUGAUUGAAGCUGAUCUAGACGCCUUAUCAUUGUUUGGAUCGAUGUUGACCUCUCGGCCUCCGAAUGAAACAUUGUCGCAUCGGGAUGCCCUGCAACGCUGCAUUGAGCAUGCUAGACAAUGGCUGCGGAACUCGGAUCUCGCCAUUCAACUGGACAGCCACACCUCUUACUCACGACUGAGAGAAAGGUUGAACAGAAUUCUUUCAUCUGAAUAUUUUACGAUGACACCUGAGCUGCAAACUGUGAGUCAGCAAACGGCUGCUGCCGCCGCUAGCGCUGCGGGUCAGUAUCUUCCCACUAAGGAUGUGGAUCACAUCGUACCUCCCGCGUACUAUGUUCCCCAGGAGCCACAGGCACCUGUGCCACAAAUCUAUGAGUUCGGAGUAUCAGCAACCAAUGGAGUUCCACCUACUUCAACUCCUCUGAUUUUUAUGACUGAUAACACAGUGCCAGCUUUUGACAUGCCGCAGUUUGGAAGUCAUGGAAUUCAUGAGGAAUCUAACGUUGGAGGUCAAGAAGAGACUCAAGAGAUUCAAGCUUCGGAGCCGGAAACCGAGGAGGUCGCAGGAGGCGAUGCCCAACCCCAGCACCCAGCACCGCCUCAUCAUCAUCACUACCCUCACCAUCAGCAGGGUCCACCACAAGCUGGUGGCAGAAGCGGCGUGCCAUACCAUCAACAGGGUGGGGGGGGUCCUCAAAGGGGAGGACGAGGUAUGCCAGGUGGUUACCAAGGAAUGGGUGGUCGGAAUGGCGGCCGAGGAUACAUGAAUAAUGGGCGUGGUGGUAGAGGACGAGGCGGCAUGUAUCCCAAUGGCGGACGUGGUCAGUUUUAUGACCAGCAGCCUGGAGGUUUUCAUCCUAGACCUAACGGUCACUACGGUGGUAGAGGUGGACGUGGAGGCAGGGGCGGUAUGAUGUACAAUGGACAACAACCCAAUGGUGCUGCCCCUUCUUCUGCAGUGGCUCCAAGCCCUGCCUAAACGUUGAAAUAGAUUUGUGUGGCUCGGUUCAUUCCAGUCAUCGAGGUUUUUAGAAAUCGGUAGAAUUCACAAAAUGUUCACAUUGCGACGUUGAUGGUGACCCUCGUCUUUCUAGUGCUGCUAAUUUCUGGAGUAUGAACCGUGACACAAGUGAGAGAUAAUGAUCAGGAAUGAUCUACAGAUAGCAUUAACCCUUAUAUGGAUGAUUUGCUGAUGAUUUUACGCCGUUUGCCGUUGAGGUAGAUUAGCUUUUAUUGAAGCUUAAAGAGGUUGAUGGCUAUUUUUUCGGAGGGGAUUUUCCAAGGUUGUGCGAGUUAAGGAUCUUUGAGAGUGGAUGCUAAUCUGCGAUACACUAAUCCGUUCUUGAUGGUGGUGCUCUUUUGUCUUCAUUUUUGCAACGUUAUUGGAAUGUUGCACUAAUAAGGAACUGGAAUGAUGUGUAAAUUACCUGAGCCGUAUCUUAGAUAUCAUGGCCUAAAUUCUGGUCAUUUUAACUGUGUUCGGCAGCAAUCAGCAUCUGCUUUUACGUA